AUGGUAAAAUCCUUAUAUGAUAAACUAAAUGAAACUGGAGUCGACAUAGUUAGUCUAAAUUUACCUGAUUCAUUCUGGAUUGCCUUAUGGAAACUAGACAUCUCCCAAAGGAUUAAACUUUUUCUUUGGAAAUGUCUUCAAAACUCCUUAUCUACAAACUCUAAGCUUUUUGGAAAGGUAAACGAUGUUGAUCCUUAUUAUACCAUGUGUGGAACUGAAAUAGAAACUACUGAAAACCUCUUGCUACAUUGUCCUUAUGCUAAAGAAAUAUGGAACUCAUCCCCAAACCCUAUCACCCUUAACAUAAAUAUUUCAAGUACUUUCCUGGAGCUCUGUAAGGAUUGGAUCAAGAACCCUAGAAAACAAAUUUCCCUAGAAUUGAUUCUUACUAAGAUGUGGUUUAUUUGGAAGGAAAAAUAUAACAGAGUUUUUGAAAACAAAGCUACAACAGUCAAGAAUCUAGCUAUGGAAAUACAAGGACAUGUAGCUUUCUGGGCACAGAGAAGUAACCUUCAGAAUAAAGCCAUAUAUCUAAAGAAGAACACUCUGAAACCUUUGUGGCAGGCACCUUCAAAAUACACUCUUAAGAUUAAUGUAUAUGCGGCAUGGAUUUCUGACAGUUUACCUUUCAGUUAUGCUUUAAUUCUAAGGGAUGAUACAGGAAUUUCAGGAGGAGGGAAAGCGGGACAAUCAACAACAACAGACCUACAAGAAGCGGAGGCUUUAGGAAUGAUGUAG
This is a messenger RNA of Papaver somniferum (opium poppy), 738 nucleotides long. RefSeq lists its product as uncharacterized. The record is from RefSeq and is a predicted model, not a curated record. Bases 1 to 738 code for a protein of 245 amino acids. The transcript has a single exon. Lineage: Eukaryota; Viridiplantae; Streptophyta; Magnoliopsida; Ranunculales; Papaveraceae.